Lepisosteus oculatus (spotted gar) is the source of this 6664-nucleotide messenger RNA. RefSeq names its product regulating synaptic membrane exocytosis 3 (gene rims3). Lineage: Eukaryota; Metazoa; Chordata; Actinopteri; Semionotiformes; Lepisosteidae. Gene Ontology annotation, molecular function: transmembrane transporter binding; small GTPase binding. Gene Ontology annotation, biological process: regulation of synaptic plasticity; calcium ion-regulated exocytosis of neurotransmitter; positive regulation of synaptic transmission. The record is from RefSeq and is a predicted model, not a curated record. Gene Ontology annotation, cellular component: presynaptic membrane; cytoskeleton of presynaptic active zone.
GCUCGGACCCCGCCGGACCGGCCGCUAGCGCGUUACUGCACAUGAAGGCGCCGGCGCCCGUCCCACCCGGUACCGGCGCUCCGCUGGGUUAUAUGGGUCAGGCAGGUAACCAUGGAGACGAGUGAGCAGGGAAAGGCGCUGCCUCGCGCCGGCCGCGCGCGCCCUGCCUCCUCCUCCUCCUCCUCAGCAGCCGGUCGGUCCCGCCCGCUCGUGGAGGCGCUCUCUCGCGCUCCCCGUCACACACUGUCAGCGUGGAGGCAGGCGGAGGAGACGCAGCAGAGCAGGACCGAGCCGGGGGAGAGACGGACGCAAGACGAUGGCAUUUCCAGCGGAGCAGUCCGGGCGCACUCCAGUCUAAGCGCUCCUGCGCCUCACUGCGUGCCCAGCGCGGCGGUUCGCAUUUCCCAUGGCGCUGAGCCACAGACAGGGCAGGGAGCUGAUCAGCCUGGCUGCAGAGGCAGUGUGUGUUCCGGGUCAGAUUUUCUCUGGAUCGGGAUCUGGAGCGGUGCAUGGUUCUGACGUUUUUUCAGGUUAUCGUCAUCGGCACUCCUCCAGCCACCCCCCCCGCGCCCCCCCUUGCCGUUGGCGGAGGAUGUUAAGCAGCGAGGUGGCGAGUGGCGCAGUGAGCGCGGCGGCGGCGGCGGCGGCGGCGGCGAGGAACGUGGUGCGCAGCUCCAGCAUCAGCGGGGAGAUGUACAACAUCGAGAAGAGCCACAGCGGGCCGCCCGACGCCGCCGGCCUCUCCACCAAUAAGAAGAGGCGCUCCAGCCUGGGCGCCAAGAUGGUGGCCAUCGUGGGCCUCUCCCAGUGGAGCAAGAGCACACUGCAGCUCAACCAGCCAGAUGGAGGAACCAAAAAGCUGCGCAGCCACAUCCGCCGCAGCACGGAGACGGGCAUCGCCGUGGAGAUGCGGAACCGCGUGACGCGCCAGGGCAGCCGGGAGUCCACGGACGGCAGCACCAACAGCAACAGCUCCGACGGCACGUUUAUCUUCCCGACGACGCGCCUGGGAGCCGAGAGCCAGUUCAGCGACUUCCUGGACGGUCUUGGCCCCGCUCAGAUCGUUGGGCGACAGACUUUAGCCACAUCCCCCAUGGGGGACGUCCACGUGGGCAUGGUGGACAGGAGUGGACAACUGGAGGUGGAGGUGAUCCAGGCCCGAGGACUCACCCCGAAACCCGGCUCCAGGACGAUCCCAGCUGCGUACGUGAAGGUGUACGUGCUGGAGAACGGGGCCUGCCUGGCCAAGAAGAAGACCAAGGUGGUGAAGAAGACCCCGGACCCCGUGUACCAGCAGGCGCUCCUGUUCGACGAGAGCCCUCAGGGCAAAGUGCUGCAGGUCAUCGUGUGGGGCGACUACGGCCGCAUGGACCACAAGUGCUUCAUGGGCAUGGCCCAGAUCCUGCUGGACGAGCUGGACCUGUCCACCAUGGUGAGCGGGUGGUACAAGCUCUUCCCCACCUCCUCCCUGGCCGACCCCACCAUCGGCCCGCUGACCCGCCGGCUGUCCCAGUCCUCGCUGGAGAGCGCUACCAGCCCCUCCUGCCCCUAGAGCCCCCCCCUGCCCCGGAGAGCUGAAGAGGGACGCUGUGCACAGGGACACCGACCUCCUCUUCCUCCAGCACGCGCCCGGAGAGCUCCUCGACCGCCGCCCGGCACACAGCGAGCUCUGCUCCUUGCUCUGCGCCAGCCAUGCGCGCCUGCGUAUAGAGUCACACAGACACACCUCCAGAAAUACAUACACACAGGCGCCCCGCGCGGAGACCAGCGUGAGGCUCCAGCUCGUCCGCUGUGAUGGCGCAGCAGCUCAGGCCUCCCCUGCUGCUCCAGGGCCACGAGAAAGGAGACUCCCAGGGAAUUCUUUCUCUCGGUUUGGAGUGAAGGGAGACAGGCGGGAGAGCCAUUGCCCGGACACAGCCAGAGAAAAGAGCAUCACAGCUGAACAUGGAGGAAGAGUUUCUCUGUCCCACUUGCCCGUCUGAUUUAAAAAAAAAACAAACUUAAAACAAUCAAGCUGAUCUAAGGACAUAAAAAAGUCAACAAUGUUCACGAUGAACUAAUCCAAUGCUGCUUUGUUCCUUUUUAUGUUCUAUUUUUAACCUGUUUCUCAGAAGAUGUAGCAUUCACAUUACUUUCUGGCCUUCCUCUCAGGUCACAGGAAGUGAGAAAUUGCUGGCUUCCUGUGCGCAUCCAUCCAUACCUCCCCUCAAGGGGAAACUGAAGCAUCAACUAGUUAGUUCCUAGGUACCCAUUCACCUCAGAAGCAUCUACAACUGGCUUGAUAUCCCUCUAUACCAAACAAUUUAAAAAUGUUUAUUUUUUAAAAAAACCAAAGCAAAUAUGAAUUAUUUUAAAACAAAGGAUAUGUAGCAAAGUCAAGGACCAUAAAGGUUAAUGACUUCAAGGAAAUGCAAAAAAAUAAAUAAUGAAGUGAAAAUCUGAAUCAACGAAACACUAGGAAAACAGACACACUGGGCAACCACAGAACACCACAUUAAAAAUAAUCAAGGGUUGCCGACUGAAAUGCACAUAUUUCUAACUGUUUGGUAGCACUAAUAUAAUGAGUUCAGUAAAAUAUUUAUAAAUAGAUUAUAUAUUUGUUUUUGUUUGUAAUAAAGCAUCCUGCAUGCUGACUUGCACCCCCUACUGGAAAACUGAAGUGCUGUUUUUAGCUUGCCUUUGAAAAGGAAGUAGAUCCUGAACUAUAUUUAUUUUGCCUAAUAACUACUGGUCUUGUUUUACGACAUCAAAAUCUGCACUGACAGCUCACCCAAAAGGAGAGGCUCUUCCCGGCUGUGAGCCGCCCAAGGGAAACAUCCUGAAGUCCCCAGUCCCGACAGGCCCCUGCCUCGUUCCUAGCUCUGCUUUCAAAGAGGGGAGCGAUGCACCGAUGCUCACACUUCGCCGCUGGGAACGGCCUGACUCUGUAUCGCACAACAGAGCACAACUGUCACCAGACUGAACUGCAGAGGAGCCUUUCCAGAUACAAUCAUAUACCUGCCACCUCAUCUCUCCUGCCCUCCUAGAAAUCGGCAACUGUCCUUACGUCUAACAGCCUCUGACCGUUUAGACAAGCUGUCUUGAAGGCUCUGUACGUGGCUAAGGCUCUUGCUGAAUGGUUUGAACGUUAUCACAGUUGUCCUCUUUCGGAACACAUUGGCCUCACCUCUCUCUUCUGUGUGAAGUCAUCAUGGGCCACUUUCUGAAGCUCCUGGACAAAACCUGAGCCCCCAACAGAGGCUGGGAAGGGACAAGCUCAAAGAUUUUGUUUCUGUUUUUUGUAGCUUCUGGGACAAGCUUGAGCCCUGCCUGGGGCGGACUGCUGACAGGGUGUCCCAGCUCUGACCACGUGUAGCACUGCCCCAGGCAGCCCCCCCUUCCCGCCGCUCAGCACCCCGGCCAGCACGCAGGAGCCUCUCCCCCUGCCCCCCGGGAGGUACAGGCCCGUCCCCAGAGCGGACCGGAGGAUUCCCGAUUCUUUCACACUGAAACCAGCGCAAGCCCUUAGGAAAACCGAGCAGGAAAGGCGCCGCUGAUGGGAGCGAAAGAAAACCACAUUCUUCCUGCCAGAGAGGAUUUUUUCCCCAUUUGGAUGUGAGCUGGGUGAUUGUAUCAGAGAGACGUGAUCCUCAGAGAUCAGUUUGCCUCUGGGAAAGCCUCCGUGUUGGCACCCGUCUCCAGCUGCUUUGUUUUUGUAGAGAGAGCCCAUUAGAGUGUAAAUUCUGCUACAGCUUUUGUUGAACCUUGGCGUCUCUGUGACGAGUAGCUGAUUUAAUGCCAGACUUGCGAGCUAAAUGUUCAAGCUGCACAUAUUUGCAUGUUCCUUCUGUAUUGUCAGGCCAAAUCUACUUCUUCACAGCAGCCUGGUCCACAAAUACUGAUCUGUUUGCUUAACUGAUCAUUUUCACAACUGAUCUCUAGUGCAUUUAAGAGAUUUCUUUGCUGAUGUACUGAUGUAUCUGGGAUUCCUCAGGAGCACAUUUUUUUUUCCUGCCGAAUUUUGUCCCCAUCAGGACACCAUUUUCUGGAGAACAAAAUCACACAUCUGGAGAGUCAAAAACGGAAAGAGACCCACCUGACCAGCACACAUCCUUUCUCUAAUCUUCUGAUUUGAGAGAGAAAGGACUCAGCCAGGCUUCCUGUCUCUGUCUCUGGAUAAACAAGGCCCAGCAGGCCUGCAGGAUAGACAGGGGAGCCCACUUCCCCACCACAGCCCGUGCAGCUCGAUGCUGACCUGCUCCCUCCUCGCAGCUGAGCGAGACAACGCUUCACAUCGCUGCCACCCCGUUCUCGAGUGCAGAAUGGAGGAGCUCCGCCCAUUGUCAUUCCAAGCCGUGCCAACUGCCCAGGAAUCAGUGCCAAUCUCAGAACGCUGGCACACCUUUGAAAGGAGCUGUGAGGCGCACGAGAGAAAGGGAGGCGCUGCACAGUCCAACGCCUGGCAUGUCACGACUUGCUGAGCAGGCCCGGCCCUUGUCCCUCCUGCCCGGCGCUGCUGUAAUCUCUCUUUCACACCCGGCACUCGAGAGAGGCCACUGUUCCUUCCAGAUACUCCUGGACAAGCAAGUAUUCUAGAAACAAGUAUUCGGGACAUGUCUUCACACAGAAAACUGUUUUUUCCCCAAUGACUAUGAUUCCAAGCCGUAGGUGAAAGGUUUGGUGUUGACACCGCGACCUGCACAGCCAUGAGACCUGCUGCAUCAUGUGGAGGACGAUGACAGAGAUGACCACAAGGUCAGAACCUCCAGAGUCAGUAUUGUAUCAUCUUGGUUUUGAUUGGUCAUUUUUUUCUGCCCUGUUGUUUUAUUUUACCAGGUGUUUGAAGUUUGAGUUUUGGUUCAUUAGUACAGACCAGAUAUGCAACUGUUUUAGAAAGAAUGGCUCUCAAACUAUUAUUCUGGAAGGGACAGCCUGUCUGACGCCUACUGGAAAACAUUCAUGAUUUGAUUCAUGACAGUCCUGCGCUAGACUGUCUUCUAAUUUGUCUUCUAAUUUAUUAAUUACAAGGGUCCUUGUAAUUCACUGAACACACGCUGGUUUCUCUUUGGAAAAAUACAGAGUUGGUUUAUUCUUAACAAAGGGGGCAGGGGCAGCACAUGGACUCAUUGCUAAACUUUUCUGUGAGAUUUUGUGUUUAUUUUUAAGUCUGAACAAUUUGAACAAUUCUGUCCCAAAGUGAGCAGGGCUGCUGAGUCUGUCAAUGAAAGUCAGUCAAAGGCCAACAGCUUUGUAAAGCAGUGCGAUUAGCUGUCAUUUUAUUUUGAACCAGUAAUAUUACAGCCUGUGGGGGUGGUGUAGCAUUGUGGGUAAACCUUUGGCCUCCUAACUCAGAGGUUGAGGGUUCAAGUCCCUGCUGCAGCUGUAUAAGUAGCUGGCUCUUGGGCCAAAGUUUAAACCAAAAUAAAAAGCUGGAAACAAUCCAUUUUCAUUUAGACAUUUCCCGGUGGCACUUUGGGGCAGAAGUAUAUCUAAUAAACACUAGGCACAUUUGCCUGAAAUACUGUACACAUGUAGAUAUACAUAAGUAUUAAGCACCCUACAUCUUAAAUAAGUUAAUUCACUAGAUCACCUUAUCCUCAAUUUGCAUAGUUUAAUGAUAUUAUUUCCAUUUACUAAAGUAGCAAAUAAUCUUGGCUCAACUCAAAAGCUAGUAAGGACACUUAUGUCUAAAGCCGAAUCAAUGUGCAUUUGAAUGACCACUUGUGAUGUACAGUAUUUUGAAUAUUUCAGCAACACAACUCAUCCACUGUGUAGUUAAUGUGAUUGAGACCAGAAAAGCACCGUCGACUCCCUUCUGGUGUGUGUAAUGAGGCUGCACUGGCCGGGAGAGUGACCCCGCUCGGCGAGCGCAGGCCCGGGGGAAGGCAGCCCGCGACAAAGGGCCAAUCCAGGAGACGCAGCAGAAACAGCCAGCAGGCAGAGACGGGGCCUAAACCAGCCGGGGGGCGUGAGCACAGGCGGGGGACUGAGACAACAACGAAGCCCAGCUGGGAGUCCGCGCCAGACUCCGGGGAAGAGCCCAAUGACUGAGGCAGGACGGAAAUACCCGAUGUCAACAAGGUUUUACCCAUUGAUUAGGAGCAGGUGGUACAGAUAAACGCCCAUGUCACGUUCUUACGCCAUCAGUAGAGCCCGCAGUGACAUGGGUACUACAGGACGUCAACAGAACCUGAUACAUAACCGAAAUGCCCGCACUUCCCAAAAGGAGGAGUGAAACCUGACCAGCGGACAGGACAUUCCCCUUUCCAAAGUACCUUGGUACUGAAGUAUCUUUUUGGACGUGGGAAGAUGCCGAUUGUCAGGGUCUCCUGGGUGCACCUCUGCGUGUGGCCCAGGAAUCUGGAGCGGUUCUGGAAAGUGUGAUGUGACUCGGGAAGAGACUCUCGUCUCUCCGCCCGUGUAGCAUAAAUCCGUCCAGGCCAGCCCCCCGGUGAGCAGCCUGGCGCUUGGGCCUUAAUCGCACACUAGAGGAACGCCCUUCGAAAAUAUUCAUUGACAAAAAGGUACCAUUUAGUUUACAAAAGCAAGACCAUUCAUUCAAGAAAGAUUUGAAUAUCAAAUGUGUACAGGUACUGAAACACUAAACCCUUUAUACAUGGCUGAAUGUUCUUGUUCUUGGUUCUUGAAAUGUUAAAUGAUUAUUAGACUUGGAUUAUUUCUGAAA